Messenger RNA from Cyphomyrmex costatus, 1439 nucleotides. It is a transcript of the gene Dbct, whose product is annotated as Dihydrolipoamide branched chain transacylase E2. Bases 20 to 1372 code for a protein of 450 amino acids. The transcript is spliced from 5 exons. NCBI's taxonomy places the organism in Eukaryota, Metazoa, Arthropoda, Insecta, Hymenoptera, Formicidae. The record is from RefSeq and is a predicted model, not a curated record. Gene Ontology annotation, molecular function: acetyltransferase activity; lipoic acid binding. Gene Ontology annotation, cellular component: cytoplasm; mitochondrion.
UUCUCGAACGGAUCAGCUGAUGGCUUUUUCUCUUUCCUGGCGAUUGUUGACAGCCACGCGAUUGGUCGAACGAUCGCGCGACCCAGUACGACGACUUUUGUCUGUCAGCUCGUUUCUCUCUAGCAAAAAAGUAGUACCCUUCAAAUUAUCAGACAUUGGCGAGGGAAUUCGAGAUGUCACAGUAAAAGAAUGGUUUGUGAAACCAGGAGACCAGGUGAAGCAGUUCGAUGACAUCUGUGAGGUGCAGAGCGAUAAAGCCUCGGUGACAAUCACGAGUCGCUACGAUGGCCUUAUCAAGACUCUGCACUACAAGAUUGACGAUGUCGCAUUGGUUGGAUCGGCGCUAUUGGAUUUUGAGAUAGAAGACGACUCAACAGACGUCGUGAGGGACGAUGCAGGUGAAACUGCAAAGAGUGCGGAAGAUCAAACGAUUGACAAUUUAGAAAAAAGCGAGAGAAAAACAGAUAAGGUGGAAUCGAAGGACAUCACCUUGAAAGAAGGGAAGGCAUUGGCAACCCCAGCGGUGAGAAGGAUAGCCAAAGAAAAUAACAUAAAGCUGACGGAUGUAAAAGCGACUGGUAAGGAUGGAAGAGUGCUCAAGGAAGACAUACUGGCACACCUGCAGACAAUUUCCGCGGGUCCGGGAAUUAAAGUGGAUAUUCCAUCGAGCAUGACGGGAAGAACGGUCGGACUUAAAGGAUACACGAAACACAUGUGGAAAACUAUGACGAAAUCUCUGACAAUACCACAAUUCGUCUUUAGCGAUGAAUGCAACGUGGAUCAAGUGAUGCGCUGCCGAAACGACGUGAAAGAUUCCUUGAUGGAACAGGGCAUCUCCCUGACUCUCAUGCCGUUCUUGAUAAAAGCAGCUUCGCGAGCGUUGGAGCAGUACCCUCAAUUAAACGCUUGGGUCGACGAAGAAGCCCAACAGUUACAGCUUUUCGACAAUCAUAAUAUCGGUAUUGCUAUGGACACUCCGGACGGCUUAGUAGUGCCAAACAUCAAGAAUGUACAAAACCUCAGUAUUUACGCAAUCGCGCAAGAGCUGAAUAGACUUCAGCAGUGCGGCAGUAAAGCAUCCAUAUCGUAUUCCGAUGUGAGCAACACGACAUUUACAUUGAGCAACAUAGGCGUGGUUGGUGGAACGAAUAUGAAGCCGGUGAUCGUAUUACCGCAGGUGAUAAUAGGUGCAUUUGGCAAGGCGCGGAAGUUGCCGCGAUUCGACGAUGAGGAGAAUGUAAUUCCAGUUUACAUAAUGCCGGUCAGCUGGUCCGCGGAUCAUCGUGUCAUUGACGGCGUAACGGUGGCCAAAUUCUCCAAUUUGUGGAAGUACUAUGUGGAGAAUCCAAUGCAUCUGCUGAUCUGCCCUUGAAGCUGUCUAUAAACAUUUUUGUGUACACUAAGGAUUCAGUCCUUACAUUAAACGAAUUACGUAUUAU